This is a messenger RNA of Lodderomyces theae, 279 nucleotides long. RefSeq names its product Arf family guanine nucleotide exchange factor. Gene Ontology annotation, cellular component: Sec61 translocon complex. The coding region runs from base 1 to 279 and encodes 92 amino acids. The transcript is spliced from 2 exons. The record is from RefSeq and is a predicted model, not a curated record. Gene Ontology annotation, biological process: intracellular protein transport. NCBI's taxonomy places the organism in Eukaryota, Fungi, Ascomycota, Pichiomycetes, Serinales, Debaryomycetaceae.
AUGUCCUCCUCGUCCUCAAGUCAAGCCCCAGGUGGUUUGAGAAGUGCUGUUAAGAGAAAGUCCACUGCUGAUAAGAAAGCUCAGACAUCAAAUGCUACUCCAUUGAGCACUAGGUCAGCAGGAGCUGGUGGGAGCUCCUCCACCAUGAUGAAAUUGUUCACUGAUGAGGCUCAAGGUUUACGCGUUGAUCCGUUGGUUGUGUUGUUUUUGGCCGUUGGUUUCAUCUUUUCUGUCAUCAUCUUGCAUGUGUUUGCCAAAUUGACUGGAAAAUUCACAUAA